AUAUAUAUUUUUUUUAAAUUGAAAGUUAUUUAUUUUUUUUUAUAGACAGGUGAAGAACCUUGAGCAUUAGGAUUAGCUAAUUUUUUGAAUUUAAAAUUAAAUUUAAAUGGUUUGGCUAUGCCAAAAUGGUAUUGUAAUGAACCAAUAGUGUUAGUAACGAAUUGGUUACAAGAUUUUCAACUUAGUGCUCAACAUCAUCGUAAUGCGAUGAAAAUUUUAUGUCUUAAACGUCCACAUUUUUAUUCUCCAAUAUUUAUUGACUUACCAACAAAAUAUGAUGACAUAUUUCAUAUGCAUAAUGAAUAUCGUUGUGAACAUUGUAAAAAAGUUUCAUCUAAUACAUUAUUAUGUCUUAUUUGUGGUGAAUUACACAUAAAACGUUGGUUUCCACCAUGUUGUGUUUAUCAACGACAAAGAUAUAUUCAACAUCUUGCAAAAUGUGGUCAUCCGGCUGCUAUUAUGCUUGAUAUUCAAACAACAUUAAUUGCUAUUUGUUUAACUGAUACAUAUGGUUAUUGGCAUUCACUUUAUCUUGAUCAACAUGGCGAAGAAGAUCCUAAACUUAAACGAGGUAAAACAUUAUUAUUGAAUUUAAAUCGUCUUGCUGUUCUUCGUACAUUAUGGUUAACAGCAACAUUUGAUUAUCAAAUUCAAAAUUGGUUAUCAUACACGUCGUUGAUGAUUAGUCAUUUUGAUGUAUUACUGUGA
This is a messenger RNA of Rotaria sp. Silwood2, 708 nucleotides long. Lineage: Eukaryota; Metazoa; Rotifera; Eurotatoria; Philodinida; Philodinidae. The record is from the annotation of a GenBank genome assembly.